Clonostachys solani is the source of this 1140-nucleotide messenger RNA. The record is from the annotation of a GenBank genome assembly. NCBI's taxonomy places the organism in Eukaryota, Fungi, Ascomycota, Sordariomycetes, Hypocreales, Bionectriaceae.
AUGAGGAGGCCCGCUGUUAUGUACCAGCGUAUUCUGAAGCCUAUCUUCCGACGCAAUGGCCAACUCUUCGAGGAACUCAAACAGUCUUCCGCGGCAAAUUUUGCCCCUUGCGGCACUCUUCCUCCCUUCCGCAGCACCAUCAUCCCGGUUGUCCCGUUGCAGUUGUUUGAUACGCAGGAUUUGUCUUUGCCCAUGUCCCAAGAGAAGCUGGAUAGAUCCAACCAAUUCUUCAAUGACGCCAAGGCCUUCUUCCGGCAUAUAAAAGCAAUCCGAAGUGACCUCAACUUCAGCGACCUCGAUCUCAGCGACCCCGACCUCCGCGACCCCGACCUCCUAAUGUCGAAGAAAAGGAAAAAGAUAAGGAUCGUUCUGCUUGAUACAGGAAUUGACGCCGAGGAAACGAGAAUGGAGAUGGCCAUUGACGAUGGGCGAAUAAAUCGGGCAGAAUCCAAGAGUUUUGUCGACUCUCCUUGGGACCAAGACGAUGAUAUGCAUGGGACGAACGUAGCCGAACUCGCGACACGAGCUGCACCCACCGCGGAAAUCAUCAUAGGAAAGAUAUGUGAACGCAGGGAUAAACUUGAGGACGUGCUACCGAGACUUGCGAAGGCCAUAAGGUGGGCUGUAAAGGAGAAGGAGGCCGAUGUUAUAUGCCUGGCAUUGGGGUACAGGACGCCCGACGAAGCCGUCGAAAGAGCAGUGGAUUACGCAAUCGCGAAAAGGGUAUUGGUCGUCGCCCCCGCCUCGAACGACGAUGGCUUGGGUGAACGUGGCAGCAUGAACCCCCCCAGGUUGGAUGACGAGAAAAACUUCUUGACGCUCGGCGUUGGGAUAGAUGUGCUUUGGAAAGGCGAAACAAAGCUCAAAUCUGGAACCUCCUUUGCCGCCCCAAUUGCCGCAGGUUUUAUUGCAUGCAUGCUGGAAUUUAUAACGGACAAAGUAACCGAUCUGUCGGCGGUGCAGGUCAAGAAACUGAAAAGAAAGAAGGGCAUGGAGGCUAUCUUAAGAAAGAUGUCAAAGAAGGUAUAUGUCGGCGGCAAGCAUUACUUCAUCCAUCCACAAAACAUGUGCGAUUGGGAAAGGGCAGACGCGGUGCAAAGGGCAGUGAGCCGCGUGAAGGAAGCCCUACGAGAUGUCUAG